AUGAAAUGAAGAUGGCGGAUGUGGGCACGGUCUAUCUGUCAGACUGGGAGCUCCGCGAAGCCGCCGGAAGUGCGGCCUGGGGCCUUGUUUACACAGUCGUUUAGUGCGUGAGUGGAGGUUCGGUGGGGUCUUUUAUCGUCCUGGCGCCGGGAGAUGUGGCUUUGUUUUCGCUGAUUUUGCAUUGGUCAGUGCUACCCUGGAUGAGCCUCCCUCCCAACAUUGUGGAAAAACCUGGUUGGAAUGAUUAAACUAGAAUUCACAGAUUAAUAUCAGAAAAUCCUAAAAUCAAGACACUAUGGAAUCUGGGACUGUACAGAGCAUGAAUCCAGCUGCCCCUGAGGAAUCUGCUGGUGUGGUGGGAUUAGAUGAACCAAAAAAGAUGACGAGGGAGGAUUGGAGAAAGAAGAAAGAAUUGGAAGAGCAGAGAAAGCUUGGCAAUGCACCAGCAGAAGUUGAUGAAGAAGGAAAAGACAUCAACCCACACAUUCCUCAGUAUAUAUCAUCAGUUCCGUGGUACAUUGAUCCCUCCAAAAGACCUACUCUCAAACACCAAAGGCCGCAACUUGAGAAGGAGCGAAAGUUCAAUUCAAUCGGAGACUGGUACAAGAAAGGUGUUCAGGAGGGUUCUGUUGUUACCAAGUACAGGAGAGGUGCAUGUGAAAACUGUGGAGCAGUAACACAUGUGAAAAAGGAUUGUAUGGAAAGACCUAGAAAGGUGGGGGCAAAGUUUACAGGUGUCAACAUUGCUCCAGAUGAACACAUGCAGCCAACAUUUUCAUUUGACUAUGAUGGAAAGCGCGAUCGUUGGAAUGGUUAUGAUUCGGAGGAUCAUAUGAGGAUUGUGGAGGAAUAUUCAAAAGUAGAUUUGGCCAAGAGAACUCUGAAAGCUCAGAAACUACAGGAAGAGCUAGCAUCUGGGAAGUUAGUGGACUAUGUGAACUCUUCAAGACGUCAGCGUGGAGAAGAGGAUCAUAACUCAGCGGAGAAGGACAACAGUGAAGAUGAGGAUGAAGACAAGUAUGCUGAUGACAUUGAUAUGCCUGGACAAAACUUUGACUCCAAGCGAAGAAUUACAGUCAGAAAUCUUCGCAUUCGUGAGGACAUUGCAAAAUACCUCAGGAACUUGGAUCCAAAUUCAGCAUAUUAUGAUCCGAAAACAAGAGCCAUGAGGGAGAAUCCCUAUUCCAACACCGGCAGAAACCCAGAUGAAGUUGGCUACGCAGGGGAUAACUUUGUACGUUACACAGGUGACACAGUCAGAAUGGCACAGACUCAGUUGUUUGCCUGGGAGGCUUAUGAGAAGGGUUCAGAAGUUCAUCUCCAAGCUGAUCCUACGAAACUUGAAGUCCUUCACCAGUCUUUCAAGGUUAAGAAAGAAGAGUUUGAGAAACAGCAGAAAGGAAGCAUAUUAGAGAAGUAUGGAGGCCAGGAGCACCUAAAUGCUCCACCACGUGAGCUGUUGCUAGCUCAGACAGAGGAUUAUGUGGAAUAUUCAAGACAUGGUGCUGUCUUAAAGGGCCAAGAGAAAGCAGUUAUACGAUCCAAGUAUGAAGAGGAUGUCCUGAUAGGUAACCACACAUCUGUUUGGGGCUCCUACUGGAAGGAAGGGAGAUGGGGGUACAAGUGCUGUCACUCAUUCAUCAAAACUUCCUAUUGUACAGGAGAAGCAGGGAAGCAGAUUGCUGUGGAGGAUGAAUCUGAAUGUCUAAGUGAGAUCCCAGAUUCUAUCCAGGAAACAUAUGAAAGCAUACCAAAGACAUUAAUGGAGAUACAUAAAGAAAAGCUUAAAGAAAGCAAGAAGAAAAAGAAGAAACAGAGGAAAAAUAGUUCAGACAGUUCAGAAGAUGAAGAUGCAAAGAAGAAAGAAAAAUUGAAAAAGGCCCUGGUUGCUGAAGAAACUCGUUUGAAGCAAGUUGAGCAAAUUUUGCAAAUUGAUGAACGUAAACGAGGGUACAACAGCAUAUAUGAAAUAAAGGAACCUACUGAAGAAGAAAUGGAGGCAUACAGAAUGAAACGUCAAAGACCUGAAGAUCCUAUGGCUUCUUUCCUUGGGCAAUAAUAUGUGAAUUUUUUCAAGAUUAGAGAAUUGAUCUUUUCAAGAAUCCUUUAACACCAAUACUACAGAAGCUUGACUUCUCAGAUCUGCUCUCAAACUAAAAUUAGAAUUCCAUAAUCUUUCUUGUGUGUAAUGAAUUCAACACCUCCUUUUGCAAAUGUUGUCUGUUUCUGGAAAAACGGGCGUUUUGCAGUGUUCAGCUCUUGUGCAUUUUGCUUUGGUUAGACAAAUAGUUUUAUACUAUGUAAAGAUUUGUUACUUUAAGUCUUGACAGUGUACAAGUGCUUCUCCAAGUAAAUUGAACUGAUUUCA
This is a messenger RNA of Carcharodon carcharias (great white shark), 2368 nucleotides long. RefSeq names its product SLU7 homolog, splicing factor (gene slu7). The coding region runs from base 296 to 2059 and encodes 587 amino acids. Gene Ontology annotation, molecular function: pre-mRNA 3'-splice site binding. The record is from RefSeq and is a predicted model, not a curated record. Lineage: Eukaryota; Metazoa; Chordata; Chondrichthyes; Lamniformes; Lamnidae. The transcript has 17 exons. Gene Ontology annotation, cellular component: spliceosomal complex. Gene Ontology annotation, biological process: mRNA splicing, via spliceosome.